This is a messenger RNA of Centrocercus urophasianus (Greater sage-grouse), 3822 nucleotides long. It is a transcript of the gene BAK1, whose product is annotated as BCL2 antagonist/killer 1. NCBI's taxonomy places the organism in Eukaryota, Metazoa, Chordata, Aves, Galliformes, Phasianidae. The coding region runs from base 610 to 1260 and encodes 216 amino acids. The transcript has 6 exons. Gene Ontology annotation, biological process: extrinsic apoptotic signaling pathway in absence of ligand; intrinsic apoptotic signaling pathway in response to DNA damage; regulation of apoptotic process. Gene Ontology annotation, molecular function: protein homodimerization activity; protein heterodimerization activity. The record is from RefSeq and is a predicted model, not a curated record. Gene Ontology annotation, cellular component: mitochondrial outer membrane.
UUGAGGUUGGGGAGGAAAAGGGAAAUCCUGUCCCUGUAGGCGUGUAGGAAAAAACAGCCCCUCCAUCUGUGUGUCAGCAGGGCUCAGAGUCCCUGAAUGCAGCAAUAUGUGAGAGCUUGCUGAGCCGGUUUGCAUUUCCAGGCCCCCAUCCCCACCCUGGAUGCACUUCACACUCUGGUUUAUGAUCUCAAUUUGUUUUUUUGUUGUUUUUUUUUUUCCUUCUGCAUAAUCUUUAUCUGCGAGCUUGGACUGGGUGUUGCACCUCUGACCUUGCCAUAGUUGGUUGUUUUCCUGUAACCAGCACUUAAAUUUUGCCAGGGUUUGUUUUGAACUGAGUGCCAAUGGGUCUCUGUGAAUUUCAAGCUGGUGCAAAGCAGAAAACCCACCAGCUCGGCCCUGUCUGAGCUCUGGCCUCAGAACAUGUACUGGCAUGCUGAACAAAAGGCGAGCAGCCGCAGGGAUCCAGCCCUGACUUAGGCAGGUGGCCCCACUUCCUUCCCUGCAGAAAGCAGGGCUGACGUCAGAGCGAGCAGCGGGCAGCAGAGCAGCAGAUGAGUGUUUUGCAGAGCCCUCAGCACAGGUCCCGCUGAGUCCCACAGCAUCUCUGCAAUGGAAGGGAAUGAGGGGGACCCACCCGGGGCCCACGGACGCCAGGGCAGCAAUGGGCGCAGGCCGUCACGAGAGACCAAUUCAGAGGACCAGGUGGCCCAGCAGACCGAGGAGGUGUUCCGGAGCUACACCUUCUACCGCUACCAGCAGGAGAGAGAGGAGGGAGGGGAGGAGGUGCCCAUGGACCCGGAGAUCAUGGAGAUCCAGCAGGAGCUGGGCAGCACCGGGAGCCAGGUGGGCAGGCGCCUGGCCAUCAUCGGGGAUGACAUCAACAAGCGGUACGACGCGGAGUUCCGCCACAUGCUGAAGUCAUUGCAGCCCACCAAGGAGAAUGCCUACGAGUACUUCACCACCAUAGCCUCCAGCUUGUUUGAGAGCGGCAUAAACUGGGGCCGGGUGAUCGCACUGCUGGGCUUCGGUUACUGCAUGGCCAUCCACGUCUACCAGCACGGCAUCACGGGGUUCCUGCGCCGCAUCGCCCGCUACGUCACCGACUUCAUGCUGCGCAACCGCAUUGCGCGGUGGAUCGCCCAGCAGGGAGGAUGGGUGGCUGCACUCGAUCUGGACAAUGUUUACAUGAAGUACAUGCUGGCGGUGCUGGCCCUGGUGAUGGUGGGGCAUUUAGUGGUACGACGCUUCUUCAGGCCCUGACCGCCGUGGGGUGGAGGCGGGGGUCCCGCCGAGCUCUCUCUCAAACCUCUGCUCCGCGGUGACAUCUCACAGGAGAGGGGCAUUCAAGGGACCUCUGAGAGAGAGAGCAGCGUGGACCCUUGAGCCUCCCACUGCAGGACACGGGGCCGUGCCGCCCAGGAGACACCACUGGGAGCUGCAGAGAGGGGCAGCGGGGAGGAGAGGGAUCGGCUCUGCUGUCUGCUUGGUGCCUUGCUGGGCUGCUGAGGGCAGAGCGGCGCUGAGACCUCGUGGCACACAGCAGUGAGGCAGCAGAUCAGGCUGCUCUGCAGGAACCGACGCGUUGCCGUGAGAGCACCUGUCUGUGUGUGCUGUGUCUGCUCUGUGCUGUUCUUAAGGCGCUCCUGGGGUGGGCGCAAAGCUCCCCGUGGCUGAUGGCUCCAUCCCACACUGUGCCUGUAUUUGAGGAGGGAUUCCAACCUCGGUUGUGUUGUCUGCAAAUCACUGGAGGGGCGAGCCAGCAUUAGAAAGUGUGGGGUUUGCUUUCGUCUUUCCUCUGCUCCUGAGCCCAAGUACUUGAGCCUUCUCUUUCUUUAUAACAAGCAUCCCUUACCUUCUUUAAGAACCACACUGGCUACCUGAUGGUGGGAACAUGCAUGACACCAGCAGGCUGCCCAUGCUCAACCCACACUGUAGCUCCCCAGGGCAGGCACAGGUCCUGGGGUGCAGCUGUGCCUCAUUGCCUGCUCCCCAGCCCCACUGUGACGCCCAGAGCUGUGUGCCAGCAGGCCUGGGGAGCAUCAGUGGUUUUCCAAACACUAAAAAGCUGUGGGGCAGCGUGCAGUGGGUGCAAGCAGCCUGCCCUCCUCCCAUUCUGCUGGCUAUUUCUAUCCAGCACAUUUGCAUGCUGCCCACUGGGACCAGUGGGUGUCCCUCGCUGCCAGUAGGAGGCACUGGGGUUGCACCACCGUGUCCCUGCUCCCACUGUAGGAGCUGGGCUGGAGGUGCAGGGAUCCCAGGGCACAUCUGAGCUGGGAGCAGCACACAGCCUUGUGCAUGCAUGGCUUCUUUGGUGAGUGGCCCGACCUUGUUCUGUUCAUGGCUGAUGCUUGAAGAUGAGCUUUGGGGGGGAGGGCAGCUGGCUCCUCUCGCCCAUCUCAGAUCUUUCUGACUUCUGCAAAAUAGGGAGAGCAUCCCAGCACAUCCCAGCAUUAACUGCCUUGCUCAGCCCUGUUCCUUUUACUCCAGGCAACUCUUUAAGGUUUGAAACUGUGAUGGCCUUCUCUGAGCCAAACCCACCCUGUACCAGCAUCACACACUCCCAGGGCAGCUCAGCAGGAGCCCUACGAUGAGCAGUGGGGCUGUGCUGGGGCUCCUCCUGCUGCAGGGGGAUCCCUGUGGGGCUGCACCCUUACAGACAGCAGCAGCACACCCUGAGCAGCCUUCAUGGGAGCCAGGGGGAGAAUGGUGGGCCCAGGGCAGCCCUCCUGUCCCCCCAACAGGGGCAUUUCCUAAUGGAUGCCUGUCUGUUCUGUUUGUAAAACCUUUCAUAUCACCUCCCUGCACUGAUUCUUACCCUUGUCUUCAGAUUUGUCCUCAAUGUCUUGGGACUGCUCUGCCCCAGCACAGAGGACACCUGGCAGCCUUGCAGGACUGGCCAUAAUUUUAUACCACUGAUAUUCCUCAGGUUUCUGUGUUUUAAUGAAACUUUUCAGCCUCUUUCUGUAUCAGGGUCUUCCUGUGCUCAUCACUCCAACCCCAUGUCUGCAGUAUCCCUGCCCCUGGCGGAGUGCCCUGAACUGCACUCACUGGAAGGACAUUAAAAUAUUUGCUAUAUUCCUCUUUAUCUAUCGGUCUUGGUUGCUUUCCUUGUAAUCCUGAAGUGCUGAGUGUCUGCAGUGCACUGUGCCCAGGUUUUGCAGCCGUGCAGAUGCUCUGCAGUCAAUUUGUCCCCUUUGCAAGUGCACUUCUUUGCAUUUAACCAUGCAGCUUCAUCUGCCAUCCUGUCACUGCUUCACUGCCUCAAGCAGAACUUGAUAUUCCCUGACUGGUGGGAGCACAGACAGCCUGCAGGUCCCCGUCCCCACCUUCAUUUGUGGGUGAGAACACCGCCAGAUGGAGCUUCUCUGCCGCUGUGAACGACUAAUUGCUAUUUUCCUUUUCUCUCAAUCAGCCCCGUUAUCUGCAUGCCCCACUGCUCUCGCUGGCUGCUUUGCUUUGGUUCCAGCAGGACUUUUUGCAGAGGACCUCGGGAAGAAAGCAGUACAUGUCUGCUCAUUACGCUGUUCACUACUUUACCAACACACUCUGGGAACUCUAAGGGAGCACAUAAACAGCCCUAAGUUAUCUUCAUCUUCCUGAAGGGCUUCACCUUCUGAACCCAAUUCAGUGUAAGGCCAGGGGACGUUAAAUAAAGGAGACUUUUCAGCUCUGUGGUAGAUGAUCAAGCGUUGAUGCAGUCUGUGAUACCAGAACUGAGAAGGGAGUUUUUAACCUUGGUGCUGAACGAAGGGAAGUUUCCAUUCCUAGCCAUAUAUUCUUUUCUCAGGGGAUUAAAGGGAGGACUGCCUCACGAUGUCAGCA